Molecule: messenger RNA, 258 nt
Organism: Xyrichtys novacula (pearly razorfish)
Lineage: Eukaryota; Metazoa; Chordata; Actinopteri; Labriformes; Labridae
Source: the annotation of a GenBank genome assembly
AUGAUGGCGGCCGUGCACAGCUCCGGGGCUGUCGUACUUCAACGCGACACGGAUACAGCAGGCGGGCCAGGUAGACGAGGGCGGGCAGGUAUCAGGGAACAGGAGGGCGGCGGGAUCUCAGCGGGGCGCUACGUCAAUGUGCUAAACGUGAGGAAUGGCAAAGACGUACAUGUUCUUGCUCAAGACAUAAAUAAAGAGCAAAUCCUUCCACACAUGAUGGCGUGUGCUCUGACCUGCAAACACACAAACCAGGUUUGA